AUGGACGGAGAUAAGGAUACCUCAAAUACAACUAACCCUAGCCUAGACACAACUAGUCCUCUAUACAUGCACCCGUCUGAGAGUGCUGUAACAGUGCUGGUACCGGUAGUCUUCGACGAAACUAGUUAUAGAUCCUGGAGGAGAGGUGUUAUGAGAGCUCUUUCAGUGAAGAAUAAAGUCGGAUUCAUCACCGAAAAAUAUAAGAAGCCGAGCUCCGAUGAUGCGACCUUCGACCAGUGGGCUCGAUGGGAGAAUCCAAACAACAUUGCAUGUGGAGUUGCAAACUUUGCAGGCCUUUCAAUGAAGAGGCCUCUGAAAAUUGGUAAGACAAGAAGUGGCCUAUACUUCCUCCGCUCAAUGUGUCUCAGUCAUGAGUCUAAGUCAAAUUUUAUUUCUGCUUUCAACUUGGAUCUUUUCAAGUACUUUAGUUCAUGUCUUCCUACAUCUGUUGAUGCUACAAGUGGAGUUAAGAGUCAUCCUCCUCAUUCAUCUGCAUUUGUAAAUAAAUCAUCAUGUCCAUCCAAUGAUUCUGGUGGAGUCCUGAUGACUCAAAGGAAGUUUGCUAAUAACUUGUUGAAGGAGUAUGACUGCUUAGGCUACACCACUGUGUUAUCUCCUCUUGAUUCCACAAUCAAGUUGAAAGCUGGAGAAGGGCCUCUACUUUCAGAUCCAAUAUUGGACAACGCAUAUAGUGUCCAUCACCUGAGCCAGUUUAUGCAAGCCCCAAGGGAUCUACAUCUGAAGGCUGCUUUACAUGUCGUGAGAGACCUGAAGCAUGAUCUUACAUUGGGAAUUUUUCUGUCCAAGGAUCCCAAUUAUGGGCUAAGAGCUUAUUGUGAUUCAGAUUGGGUAUUUUGCCCUGAUUCAAGGAAGCCAGUCAAUGGCUAUAUUGUCCUACUUGGUGAUAGUCCUAUUAGCCGGAAGUCCAAGAAACAGAGCAAAGUAUCACUAUCUUCUGCUGAAGCAGAGUACAUGUCAAUAAGGAAAGUGGUAGGAGAGCUAGUGUGGGUGAAGAGGUUGAUGGAGGAACUAGCAGAGGUCUGCCAUGAUCCUAUUCCUGUAUUUUGUGAUAGUCUGGCAGUUGUUUACAUUGCAUGA
Molecule: messenger RNA, 1098 nt
Organism: Nicotiana tabacum (common tobacco)
Lineage: Eukaryota; Viridiplantae; Streptophyta; Magnoliopsida; Solanales; Solanaceae
Source: RefSeq, a predicted model, not a curated record